AGUAAGGAAGGAUUAAACUGUCUGAUAAGGUAUCUUUACUUAAAGAUGUUUGUCUCCUGCAUCAUAUUGUUUAUCUUCUCGAUACAGCAAGUUGUAAGAGCAGAUUAUAACUGCUCUUCACAAGAUCAGAGAAUUCCAGGUGACUCAGAUUUGGUCAUUGACUGUGGAAUUCAGUACAUUACCCUGACCGUUAAUCUCUGUCCAGUUUUGUAUUCGGAGAUCAGCCUAGAAACAAUGGCACUCAAUGGUGACUACAACUACUUAAACUGCUUAGGAACAAUGGACAAUACUACCAACCCCCCCGUAAUCAGAUACACAUUUCCAAUUAAUGACACCAACCAGAAUACCUGUGAUAAUUCAGUCAAGAUAGUUAACGAGGGUCCUGGCACUGGAGUUUUUGCUGAUUAUUCCAGUACACAAUCAGUAGUUAUUUCGGGUUAUAUUAAUGCAUUGAUGAAUUCAUCAAGUAUUGUCAGCUACACCACAGACUUCCUACUUAAGUAUUCUUGCCAUUAUCCACUUGAAUACUUUCUUAACAAUACUAUGGUUAUGACAUCAUCUGGUUCCGUUGCGAUUACCACCAACAAUGGUAGCUUCAUCAGUACACUGAGCAUGAAGCUUUAUGCAGAUUUAAACUUCUCCAUUCCUCUGACUAUUCCUAAUUCUGGAAUCCUGUUGAACAAAAAGAUCUUUGUCGAAGUUCGUGCCAGUAAUCUAUCAUCAAGUUUCAACAUCUUGCUAGAUACGUGUUUUGCAACACCAUCUCCUGUCAUCACCACUGUACCUGACAGUAAAUUUAAUUUCUUCACUGGGUGUGUAACAGAUAAGAAGACAAAGAUCUUUACAAAUGGAAUUGGUCAAACUGCAAAUUUCUGUUUUGAUGCCUUUCGAUUUGUAGAACAGAGAGAGAAAAAUGUUUCUACCAUCUAUGUUCAUUGUAUGACAAGACUAUGUGCAUCUGAAGAUUGCAAGAGGUUCCUAUCGGGAUGCAGCAAUGCGACCAGUUCAGGGAAACGAAAAAGAAGAGCUGCGGAAGUAACCAGCACAUCGACAGAUCAACAGCUCACUCUGUCCACUGGACCCAUUCAGAUUAUUGAUACUGGUGAUGCAACUCCAACUUCUGGCUCAUCAGCAAUUGAUUACAAAGAAGAAGCUAAGAAGGUGUACAACACUUUGACAGGACUCAUUGUGGGAUUCGUCAUUGCAGCUGUCCUCCUUGUUGCUGUUAUUGUUGGUUUUGCACUCUUGUGCAAAAAAUACAUGUCAGUAAAAUCAAUGUCUGGAAAACGAUUUUAACAAACAUGUAAUAGAUAAUGACUAUUCCUUAUAAGAUGUUACAUUAUGUUUUUCAGCAUUUGUUAUACAGCAUGUGACAUCUGAGUUUUCUCUUUAAUUACAUUCAGAACAUUUGUAAUAUGUUAUAGGUCUGUAUUGCUCUGUAGUGAUUUAAAUGUAAACA
Protopterus annectens (West African lungfish) is the source of this 1459-nucleotide messenger RNA. RefSeq names its product zona pellucida-like domain-containing protein 1. The record is from RefSeq and is a predicted model, not a curated record. The transcript is spliced from 11 exons. The coding region runs from base 46 to 1296 and encodes 416 amino acids. Lineage: Eukaryota; Metazoa; Chordata; Ceratodontiformes; Protopteridae. Gene Ontology annotation, cellular component: cell surface.